Molecule: messenger RNA, 1236 nt
Organism: Lolium rigidum
Lineage: Eukaryota; Viridiplantae; Streptophyta; Magnoliopsida; Poales; Poaceae
Product: tobamovirus multiplication protein 1-like
Exons: 11
Coding region: 125-1015 (296 amino acids)
Cellular component (GO): plant-type vacuole membrane
Source: RefSeq, a predicted model, not a curated record
UCGCUGACUGGGUCCAUUCCAGACGCCGCCGCCGCGUCCUCCUGCUCCGUCCCCCUCUCUGUCCUCUGUUGAUCUCUCACAAGAGCUCCGGCUGAGGUAGGAGAUAAGGGAGAGAGAGAGCGCGAUGCGGAAGCUGGCCUCUUCCUCCCUGUCGACGUUGCCGUCGCCUGAGAUGGCCGCGGCGGCGGCGUUGGCGCUGGGGGGCUGGUGGGAACAGGUGAACGGGUCGCCGGAGUGGCAGGACGGCGCCUUCUUCUCCCUGUCCGCCGCCUACGCGCUCGUCUCCGCCGUCGCCCUGGUUCAGUUGAUCAGAAUUCAGUUGCGAGUGCCUGAAUUUGGUUGGACCACACAGAAGGUUUUCCAUCUCAUGAACUUCAUCGUAAAUGGCGUUCGUGCUGUCGUAUUUGGACUUCAUGCACAUGUAUUCCUGUUUCAAACAAAAGUGUAUACUUUGGUGUUAUUGGAGCUUCCUGGUCUUUUAUUUUUCUCAACCUACACAUUACUUGUUCUGUUCUGGGCAGAAAUAUACCAUCAGGCUAAGAAUCUUCCCACGCGCAAGCUAAGGAUUAUAUACAUCGCCGUUAAUAGCUGCAUUUAUGUAAUUCAGGUUUGCAUUUGGAUAUACCUUGGGAUACAUGAUAAUCCUCUGGUUGAGCUUGUGUGUAAGAUAUUUAUAUCAGUUAUAUCCUUUAUAGCUCUCCUGGGUUUCUUAAUAUAUGGUGGAAGGCUGUUCUUCAUGCUGAGGCGCUUCCCGAUCGAAUCAAAGGGCCGCAGAAAAAAGCUUUAUGAGGUUGGAACCGUGACAGCGAUUUGCUUUACCUGCUUUCUGAUAAGAUGCAUCGUGAUGGCAGUGUCGUCAUUUGAUACUGAUCUAUCUCUUGAGGUCUUGGAUCACCCAAUUCUGGAUUUCUUUUACUAUAUGUUGACAGAGAUACUGCCAUCUGCCCUUGUCCUAUUCAUCCUUCGCAAACUUCCUCCAAAACGAGUACCAGGGCAGUACCAGCCUAUUCGUUAGUGGAGCAGAUUAUGUCGCGCCAAGAGUCCCACAUAACAUUAAAAUCCUCGAGUUAUGUUUGACAGAGGCUGAAGUUUUUCUAUUUUGCCUUUGCCCAUAAGUCUGGGAGGUUAUAUUUCAGAUUCUGAGAAUAUUUGUGGCCUAUUCAUACUUAUGGUGCCUAACGAAACUAACAGUCUGAGUCGGAAUAUAUCUGAGUUUAAAUUGAAUUUGUCCAUAAA